This is a messenger RNA of Tupaia belangeri chinensis (Chinese tree shrew), 396 nucleotides long. RefSeq names its product histidine triad nucleotide-binding protein 1-like. Gene Ontology annotation, molecular function: catalytic activity. The record is from RefSeq and is a predicted model, not a curated record. The transcript has 2 exons. Bases 1 to 396 code for a protein of 131 amino acids. Lineage: Eukaryota; Metazoa; Chordata; Mammalia; Scandentia; Tupaiidae.
AUGGCAGAUGAGAUCGCCAAGGCUCAGGUCGCCCGACCUGGAGGCGACACGAUCUUCGGGAAGAUCAUCCGCAAGGAAAUCCCCGCCAAAAUCAUUUUUGAGGAUGACUGGUGUCUUGCUUUCCAUGGUAUUUCCUCUCAAGUACCAACACAUUUUCUGGUGAUACCCAAGAAAUAUAUCUCAGGGACCAGCAAAAAAAGAAAUAUAUUCCAGAUUUCUGAAGCAGAAGACGAUGAUGAAAGUCUUCUUGGACACUUAAUGAUUGUUGUCAAGAAAUGUGCUACUGAUCUGGGCUUGACGAAGGGCUGUCGAAUGAUGGUGAAUGAAGAUUCAGAGGGGAGACAAUCUGUCUAUCGCAUUCACCUCCAUGUUCUAGGGGGGUGGCCUCCUGGGUAA